AUGGCAACUUCCACUAGUAACUUUGUCCCACUAGAGUCUCGAAGCAGUACCGCAGUUCCAUCAUUAUUGAAGGACCAAUAUGUUGUUGAAGGAGAUGAUGACGAUAUUACAGCCAGAGAACAAUCUGAAACUCCAUUACCAAUUCAAAAUAACAAACAAAUAAAAUUAAAGGUAAGAAACAUUGAUAUUAUUAAAUAUUUAAUUGGAACAAUCGCCGGAAAAGAUAAAAUUGCUAAAUUUUUAAAGUGUAUACUAGAUAUCAUCAAGAAAGUAAGCUUAUUGUUUCCAAUGAAAUUUUACAAUGUCGAUACAAGGAGUUUAGCAACCAUCGCAAGCCAAUUGUCUUUAUUCAGAGCAAUUAUGAGAUUUGGGUCAGCUCCUUUUACUAUUGGUUCAUUAAUAAACAUGAUAUCACACAAUAAAAAUUUAUUGAAAACCCCUUCAGUUGUAUUUAACCCUUCAAUUUUGGAAAGUAUUAUUAACGUGUACUUUACUAUAUUUGAUGAGUUAUCACUGUUAAGCAAAUUGAAUAUAAUCAAAAAUAAAAACCUUCGUGAAAGAAUUUCAAGAAAUGACACUUUAGCUACAGAGAUUGAUUCGAUAUUUAGCUUACAAAAAGCUUGUAUAUCCUAUAGGAAAAAUAGAAUUCAAAGGAAUAAGAAAAACGAUAUAAUGGCCAAGAUCGAUAUUGCUCGUUUCACAAUGGAACUGAUCUCAAACACCCCAGAUUUACUUCUAAUCAGAUCACCUCGCAUUGAAAGAAUAGUUUCAUUAUUUUCGUCUAUUUGUUCUACAAUUUCGGCUAUUUUAAAUUUAGUGAGGUUAUGGAUUCUUGCUAAGGAUCAACUUUCUGUUAAAUUGUGA
This is a messenger RNA of Maudiozyma saulgeensis, 864 nucleotides long. Lineage: Eukaryota; Fungi; Ascomycota; Saccharomycetes; Saccharomycetales; Saccharomycetaceae. The record is from the annotation of a GenBank genome assembly.